Messenger RNA from Vespa mandarinia (Asian giant hornet), 2792 nucleotides. RefSeq names its product LIM and SH3 domain protein F42H10.3-like. Gene Ontology annotation, cellular component: focal adhesion. The record is from RefSeq and is a predicted model, not a curated record. NCBI's taxonomy places the organism in Eukaryota, Metazoa, Arthropoda, Insecta, Hymenoptera, Vespidae. Gene Ontology annotation, molecular function: actin filament binding.
UAUCAUCGGACGGUCGUUGUUGAAUUGACCAACGUGGUACCUCCACCAUUUCUGUCACUCGUUGAGAGUUUUUGCUCGCGGCAGGAGCACAGAGGAGAGAAGUUCGAGGAUAUACGAAUAAUAAAAUUAGAGACAAUCGAGUAAUCGAGAGGGCGCAGUGCGGUUCAAUGCUGCCUGGUGUCGGCGUGGCUCCUGCAUUUUCCGCCGUCCGAACGUCGUUGCCCGUGUAAUAGUAUAUUUCAAUCGUUACGUCUCGUCGUCGUGCUUAUCAACGAGGGAAGGAAGAACGAAGGAAAGAAGAUGAGCAAGACGUGCGCUCGUUGUGAGAAAACGGUUUAUCCGAUCGAGGAGCUCAAGUGUCUCGAUAAGAUAUGGCAUAAGCAGUGCUUCAAGUGUCAGGGCUGCGGUAUGACCUUGAACAUGCGAACUUACAAAGGCUUCAACAAACAGCCAUACUGCGAGGCACACAUACCAAAAGCAAAGGCAACGACGAUGGCGGAAACACCAGAAUUAAAACGCAUCGCGGAGAAUACAAAAAUUCAAAGCAACGUUAAGUAUCACGCAGAGUUCGAAAAGGCAAAGGGAAAGUUCACGCAAGUUGCGGAUGAUCCAGAGACGCUGAGAAUCAAGCAGAACAGCAAGAUAAUUUCAAACGUUGCUUACCAUGGUGAACUUCAGAAGAAGGCGAUUAUGGAACAGAAAAGGACCAUGACCGGAGAAAAUGGCGAACAAAUCGAGUACGUAGAGUACACGGACGGUACAAUCGCACCUGCCUCGAGCAGUUACCUAAAUGCGAAUCCACCAGUUGCGAGAACGGCAAACUCGCCUGUACAAAGGACACCAGGUAGGAUCGCUGAUUACGAUCCCCUUAGCGAGGCAAGGCCGAGUCCUUAUUCCGCCAGGCAAGCCGCGACCACGGUCAUUUAUACCAGUGACAAAGGUCCAGUGACGAAUCCACCUACACGAAAAAUUGGCUCCGUUGCGGAUAUCGACCCGGUGAACGACUAUUACGGAUCGCUCACGCCUGCGACGAAUAACAAUCACGUGAUACAGCAUCAGCAACCACCACCACCACCGCCACCUACCAACGUCGGAAGAGUCUACAGAGCGAUGUACGAUUACGAGGCACAAGAUUUGGACGAAGUAAGCUUCUGUGACGGUGACCUGAUUGUUAACUGUACAGCCAUCGACGAAGGAUGGAUGACCGGUUUGGUACAACGUACAGGUCGGCACGGUAUGCUGCCAGCGAACUAUGUCGAGCCGGCGCAAAUCUAAGGACCAUUUAAAUAUUUCAACGAUGGAUCUUCUUAGGCUAGCUGCCAUUUAAACCUCUCGUUUGUUUGUUGGUCAACGUGCUUGGAUUGAAACGUUUCGCGAUUGAAGGAAACGCUAGAGUACACUGAUGGUGUGCGUGCGUGUGUGAGAGAGAAAGAGAGGGAGGGAGAGGGAGAGAGGGGGAGAGAGAGAGAGAGAGAAUAUUCUUUUUAUUUGCGAGAGAGAUCGUCCGUUUAUGUCCCACUCUUUAUGUACAAUGCUCUCCUUGCCGUGUUAGAAAAGAUAAACAAAAUGUCGAACAGGACACCUUAGAGACGUGUGUAUAUCCUGUUCGAGAGAUUGUUUCCUUUCUUUCUUUCUUUUUUUUUUUCCUCUUUUUUUUUAUUUUCUAUUUUUAACUAUUAUUUCCUUUUUUUUCUUUUUCUUUUUUCUUUUUUCUUCUUUUUUUCUUUUUGUAAUACGAAGAACAAGAAACGAGAUAAUCCUAUUGUCAACGAAUACGAUGAGAAAAAACGCUUCGUUCGUUUUAGUUUUGUUGACGUCGGUCAUUCUCGUCGUAGCAUUCAGACGUCCUGCUCCUUCUUCGUCUUACCAUAAUGCAUCUUUCGUUUCUUUUCUUUUUUCUUCUUUUUUUUUUUUUUUUUUUUUAAUUUGUCUUUUUUUUCUUUCUCUUUUUUUACCAUACCGUUUUUGCACUUUUAAUGUAUCAAAUGUUAUCAAUAUAUACAUACAUACAUACAUACAUACAUAUAUAUAUAUAUAUAUAUACAUACAUAUAUAUAUGUAUAUAUAGACCUCUAAAAUAAUAAUAUUUUAUAUAUAUAUAUAUGAAAAAUGAGAUAUAGUAGCGAUAUAUAAUUACGAGUUGGGGACCAAGCAUUUUGUAAUGAAUUACAUAUAUACAUGCGAACGAACAAAGGAGUAUGCUUGAAUUGGAUAAAAUUUUUUUUUUGUUUCUUUUUCUUUCUUUCUUUUCGUAAUAUUCUUAAUCGAAAUGACGAUACUCCUUAUCUUCGUUCGCUUGAUGCUGGCGCAAAUGCGAUUUUUUACACGAUUCAAUUCUUUAUCUUCCAAAAUGUCUUCCUUCUCUUGAAUAAUAAUUCAAGAAUGACCAAUCAAGAAUUCGAAACGUUGCCUUUCGUCGAUGAGAUACAUCACCGUUAUUAUACACAUUCCUUGAUCGUUGAAAGAUUCUAAUGAUUUUUUUUUUUCUUUUUUUUUUUUUCUUUUUAUGGAAAUGAAGAGAUCAGUAGUGCAUUUAAUAUGCGGGGAUUCAAAAGUUCCCACUAAGGGCUUUUUAUGAGGUCAAAAAUAUCUCAGCGAUGUUAAAUAUCAAUUAUUUCUUUUUUUUUCUACUUCAAGAUCCUUAAAAAAAAAAAAAAAAAAAAAAAAAAAAAAAAAAAAAAAAAAAAAAAGGGCUCUAAUUAUUCUAUUAAAUUUGUAAAACUACGAGCCUGUUGUUCAAAUUAAAGGUCUAAUGAUUCCAAGAAAAGAAAGUAAAUUGCAUUUUAAAUAUC